Messenger RNA from Biomphalaria glabrata, 2817 nucleotides. RefSeq lists its product as uncharacterized. The transcript has 2 exons. The coding region runs from base 137 to 1135 and encodes 332 amino acids. The record is from RefSeq and is a predicted model, not a curated record. NCBI's taxonomy places the organism in Eukaryota, Metazoa, Mollusca, Gastropoda, Planorbidae.
GUAUUUUGAAAUCUCCAAUAAAUGGGACAUUCCAAGAUACUUUUUACUGUUCAAUUAUUGCCUAGUUUAUCUAUUGUCUAUGUUGUUACAUCAAUUCUAGAUUUUGAUUGAGUUUGUAUUGUAUCUCAUAAAAAAUAUGACAAGUUCAAGUCAUUUUAAUUCACAUGUAGAUUAUUUUCCAAUAGGAACCGAUUUUAGCAAAAUUCAUCCAGAUGAUCAUGAAUGUGAAUUAAGCUUUAGUGGAGAAUCAGAACUUUUAGAAAAGAAGAAAGCCUGUAAGAAAUAUCCAGGACAUCCAUAUCCAACAUUCAUUUCUUUACCAACAUUUAAGAUUGAGAAUUUUCCCCUGGCUUAUCAAGACAAAGAUUUGUAUGAACUAACACGGACAACGGCGGCUCUUACAGUUAGAAUAAGCACUUCAGUUGUUAGCCACGACAGACCAGAUUGUUAUCCACAGACAGGUCACCCCUAUCCGUUAAAUAAAUAUAAAGGGAGAAAUAUAAUGAACGUAGGCACAGGCCGGGUUGCUCGAAUAGACAUAGCAGAUAAGCAUCAAGGAAAGGAAGUAUGUCAUUGCUCUACGUGUGAAGGCUCUUCCACUCCAAACACAGUCAAAGGUAAGGUCAUCAUUCACACUGCACGUCACGUAAUUUAUGAUGACAUCGAGGCUGCAAAGACCGACAUGAAUUUGUGGUACGACCACGAUGGUAGCGCAUGUGUUAAGUUGAAAGGGUUACGAUUGAUGGAAAAAGACUCAACAUAUGAUCUUUGCAAGCUUGUCUGCCAUGUUUGUGAUACUGAACUUUUAAAAAGAUUGGACAAUUUGGUAAAAAGUUGGACUGAUUUAUGCAGAAAAGUUCGAGAUAAAUUCAGAAACUCUAGCAGCACAGACAGACUGACGGUCAUUGUGUCACACCCACACGGGUGUUAUAAGCAAGUGACCAUUGGCUACUGGAGUGAAGCGCGUGAGUUAGAAGAUGCAAGGACAAAGUAUUUUUACGACACUGCCACAUGUCCAGGGAGCAGCGGUGCUUUUGUCUUCACACUGGGUCGUGAAAUGGCUUGGUUCAAUGAGCAUGUCCACAGUGGAAAACUGAAAGGGAGAAACAUGAGCGGAGCUGGACUUGAUUUCUAGCUUUUUAUUUUGUGUCCCGAAACAAUCCGAGUUGACAACUCUUAAAAAACUCUUUAAGACAUGGGACUGCUGUGAGGAUCCAUGCAGCCAAAUUUUCCUACUGCCCAUGCACCACAUAUUAUCAUCCAUAAUUAACAUGUUGCUGAAAUGAUAAUAUAGAAUUAGAUUAGGUAAAAUUAAUCCUCGGAAUUUUCAAUAUAAUUCAUGCAAUUUAACUGUAUAUGUAUGUGCAAGUGUUUUUGGCAUGUUUAAAUAGAAAGGACAUAUAUAUAUAUAUACAUGGGCGUAGCCAGGAUUUUUUUUCGGGGGGGGGGGGGGUUUAGGGGGGGAUUUUUAGGGGUUUUAAACUCAAAACCCCCUGGUAGUGGUUUUAAACUCAAAACCCCUUUAGCUGUGCUGGGGCAAGUGAUAGUUUAAUAUUAAAAUCUCACCUAAAAUUAACAAAAUCAAAGCAAAAAAACAUGUCACUAAAUUCCGUCUCCCCCCCCCCCCCGUGGUAGGGGGUUUCAAACUCAAAACCCCAUGGUAGGGGUUUUAUACGGGGCAAGUGAUGGUUUAGUAUUAAAAUCUUACAUAAAAUAAAGAAAAUCAAAGCAAAAAAUCAGUCACUAAAGUCCGUCUCCCCCCCCCUCCCCGAGGGGGGGAUUUCAUUUCGGGGGGGGGGGGGGGUUUGAACCCCAAACCCCCCCCCCCCCCUGGCUACGCCCAUGUAUAUAUAUAUCACCAAACUUCUAAGAUUUUUUAUUAUACAUGUAUUUAUUGUAAUUGGUAUUAAACAGAUAUCUAUGUUGCUAGUUUAUUUUUUUCCCCCUUUAAAUUGUACUCAAAGUCAUAAUUAGAUGUAUUAUGUUUUUCUUUAUAUUGUAACAUUACAAGCUUUAUAUAUAUAUAUAUUGUGAAACUAUUACUUAGCAGUUCACAUACUUAGGCAGCGUCAUAACAAACAAUUGAGAUGCCUACCAUGACAUAACAUGUCGAAUGGGAAAGGCAGGGAGCAUUUUUCUAUUUGUCCUAUUUGGACAAUCCAAGCUAUUGGACUUGAGACACCUAUUUAAGAAAGUCGUCCUCCCAACAGCACCGUAUGCUUGCGAGACGUAGACGUCAUCUUCCAAAACUGAGAAAAGACUAAAGGAGGCUCAACAGAAAUGGCUAAGACGGAUUUUUGAAGGCAGUUACAAAGAUCGGGUCUCAACGAAAUCCUUUGCCGAACUGGGAUUCGACCACCUAAUGAGGUUAUGACUGAACGUCACGUGAGGUUUACGGGGCAUGCCCUCCAACAGAAUGAACUAAGCAUACCAAGAGUUGCAAUGACAUGAAGGCCAAUACGAGGAAAUCGCAAACAGGGACGUCCUCGUAUAACUCAGAGCAGUGGACACCAGCUGGGAAGAGGCUUCAGAUGUUGCCAGUGACAGAUCUUUAUGAAGUCAGCUUGCCGCCCAAUGAGACGAACAGUGCGGGAGGAUCUAAGUCGAAGUCUCAAGUUAUAAUUUGACUCGUCGUUUAAUUUCGAUAAAAAACUGUAUGGCUUUUUAAACCAUUAAUCACUUUCAAUAAUUUGUGUACAUUUUUUUGUCGUUUGAUAACUUCAUUAGUAAAGGAAUUGGAUCUCACUGUUAGUGCAAAGGACUGCUUUUGUAUGUUUUACACAUUUGUGUUUGAUAUAAUAAAAUAGUACUACAGAA